UGGCUGUAAGCUUAAAAUAGAUCCAGGGAGGAGCUCAUUAAUGUGAACAUAGAAAGCAGUUCUGCACCUCUGGCCUUAUUCCUUUUGGAAACUGCUUUGGUCCAUUUUUACUUUCCUUUUAUUCAAUGCACCAGAAAGUAAGACUUUCACCAACAUUUUUACCACAUUUGAUGAUGAACUAAUUUAGACUGGCCAAAAUAAUUGUUCCACUGGGACACAGGAAUUCAACCUCAGUUCAGAAAAUCCCUGACAUCUGACGUAGGAGGAUUUAUAGGUUUAGUGGAAAUUGCUUUCUCCUGCUCUCCAGAUUGCAUCCUGUGGGUUGAUUUUUUUUGCAUGAGUAAACAUCCUUCUAAUAAUGAACAGACCAAUAAUGUCUUAAAGAGAGAAAAAGAACAACAUUUUCCUUUUUGCUGUUUCUGGAGAGAGCUGUUUGAAUUUGGAAACCCAUGUUGACUGUCCCAAAUAUGAAAUUUGGCAUCUUUCUUUUGUGGUGGGGAUGGGUUUUGGCCACUGAAAGCAGAGUGCACUGGCCUGGAAGAGAAGUCCACGAGAUGUCUAAGAAAGGCAGUAGGCCUCAAAGACAAAGACGAGAAGUACAUGAAGAUGCCCACAAGCAAAUCAGCCCAAUUCUGAGACGAAGCCCUGACAUCACCAAAUCGCCUCUGACAAAGUCGGAACAGCUUCUGAGGAUAGAUGACCAUGAUUUCAGCAUGAGGCCUGGCUUCGGAGGCCCUGCCAUUCCUGUUGGUGUGGAUGUGCAGGUGGAGAGUUUGGAUAGCAUCUCAGAGGUUGACAUGGACUUUACGAUGACACUCUACCUGAGGCACUACUGGAAGGACGAGAGGCUGUCUUUUCCAAGCACCAACAACCUCAGCAUGACAUUUGAUGGCAGGCUGGUCAAGAAGAUCUGGGUCCCUGACAUGUUUUUCGUGCACUCCAAACGCUCCUUCAUCCAUGACACCACCACAGACAACGUCAUGUUGCGGGUCCAGCCCGACGGGAAAGUGCUCUACAGUCUCAGGGUUACAGUAACUGCAAUGUGCAACAUGGACUUCAGCCGAUUUCCCUUGGACACACAAACGUGCUCUCUUGAAAUUGAAAGCUAUGCCUAUACAGAAGAUGACCUCAUGCUGUACUGGAAAAAAGGCAACGACUCCUUAAAGACAGAUGAACGGAUCUCACUCUCCCAGUUCCUCAUUCAAGAAUUCCACACUACCACCAAACUGGCUUUCUACAGCAGCACAGGCUGGUACAACCGUCUGUACAUUAACUUCACGUUGCGUCGCCACAUCUUCUUCUUCUUGCUCCAAACUUAUUUCCCCGCCACCCUAAUGGUCAUGCUGUCCUGGGUGUCCUUCUGGAUCGACCGCAGAGCUGUGCCUGCCAGAGUCCCCUUAGGUAUCACGACGGUGCUGACAAUGUCCACCAUCAUCACGGGCGUGAACGCCUCCAUGCCACGUGUCUCCUACAUCAAGGCCGUGGACAUCUACCUCUGGGUCAGCUUUGUGUUCGUGUUCCUCUCGGUGCUGGAGUACGCGGCCGUCAACUACCUGACCACCGUGCAGGAGAGGAAGGAACAGAAGCUGCGGGAGAAGCUUCCCUGCACCAGUGGAUUACCUCCGCCCCGCACUGUGAUGCUGGAUGGCAACUACAGUGACGGGGAGGUGAACGACCUGGACAACUACAUGCCAGAGAAUGGAGAGAAGCCUGACAGGAUGAUGGUGCAGCUGACCCUGGCCUCAGAGAGGAGCUCCCCACAGAGGAAAAGUCAGAGAAGUAGCUACGUGAGCAUGAGAAUCGACACCCACGCCAUUGAUAAAUACUCCAGGAUCAUCUUUCCAGCGGCAUACAUUUUAUUCAAUUUAAUAUACUGGUCUAUUUUCUCCUAGAUGUUUGUAAUUCUAUAAAUUUCACAUUUCCAUGGCAUGCACUACAGAAAUAACUGUAUAAUGAAAAAGAAUUUAAGGGUAUGGUUAAAAAAAAGUCCCAGGACCCACCCAUGUUUUCACUAUCCCUUCUGCAGUUUUGCAAAGCUACAUUGACAAGACACUGGUUUAAUUUGUACUUAUUAACCAUCUAUUGAAUAUACAGCAUUAUAUUAGGUGCUGCAGGAUUAUGACUCUGUAGCGAUUGAUGUUAGUUGUCACCCAGAUCCCCUGGAAAAGCACACUACCAGUGUUGUGGGCACAUUUAGUUCCACCCAUUAGACCCUUGAUGCUAUUCACAUGAAUAAUUUAUUUUCCUCGAGUGUCAUUACAUUCUUCAGGCUAGGUGGACUUGGAAGCACCUAAAGGCCAUUUGCAUGAAAUUCACAUGCACCUAAAUCCUCACUUUGACAGAAACUCAUGCUUCAGUUUAUAACCUAUUACCUAUUUUGUAUGCGACUCUGCCUCUGCAUGUUUAUUUUAAUAAAAGGCAAUGAUAAUAUUCACAUUA
This is a messenger RNA of Macaca mulatta (Rhesus monkey), 2439 nucleotides long. Lineage: Eukaryota; Metazoa; Chordata; Mammalia; Primates; Cercopithecidae. The record is from RefSeq and is a predicted model, not a curated record.